AUGGCUCGCCUGCGGGGCAGCGGCGGCGGCGGCGGCGGCGGCGGCGGCUCCUUCUGGCUCCUGGUGCUGGCGGCGGCGUGCCUGCUGCAGCGCGCCCAGGUGAAGAAGCCGCUCCGGUGCCCGAGCACAUGCAGCUGCACCAAAGAAUCCAUCAUCUGCGUUGGCUCGGCCAACGUGCCGCGGGCUCUCCCCGGCGACAUCAGCUCCCUAAGCUUGGUCAAUGGAACCUUUUCUGAAAUAAAAGAAAGAAUGUUUUCUCAUCUGCCUUCUCUGCAGUUGCUACUGCUGAAUUCUAACUCAUUUACUGUCAUACGGGAUGAUGCCUUUGGUGGUCUUUUCCAUCUAGAGUACCUAUUUAUUGAAGGAAACAAAAUAGAAACCAUUUCAAGAAAUGCAUUCCGUGGCCUUCGAGACCUGACACACCUUUCUUUGGCCAAUAACCAGAUUAAAGCUCUGCCAAGAGAUGUCUUCAGUGAGUUAGAUUCUCUGAUUGAACUAGAUUUAAGGGGAAAUAAGUUUGAAUGUGACUGCAAAGCCAAGUGGUUGUUUAUGUGGUUAAAGAUGACAAAUUCCACUGUUUCUGAUGUCCUGUGUGUUGGUCCAGCAGAAUUUCAGGACAAGAAGUUAAAUGAUCUCUCGAGUUUUGAUGAUGAAUGCACCACUACAGAUUUUGUGAUUCAUCAGAUUUUACCUUACCAAUCAGUUUCUGUUGACACAUUCCACUCGAAAAAUGACGUGUACGUAGCCAUUGCCCAGCCCAACAUGGAAAAUUGCAUGGUGCUAGAGUGGGAUCACAUUGAGAAGAACUUCAGAAGUUAUGACAACAUUACUGGUCAGUCAAUAGUGGGAUGCAAAGCAAUUUUGAUUGAUGAUCAAGUUUUUGUGGUGGUGGCUCAACUUUUUGGUGGCUCGCACAUUUACAAGUAUGAGGAAAACUGGACAAAAUUUGUCAAAUUUCAGGAAAUUGAAGUUUCCCGCAUUUCAAAGCCAAAUGAUAUAGAGCUCUUUCAGAUAGAGAGCGAGACAUUCUUUGUCAUUGCUGAUAGCUCAAAAGCUGGUUUGACAACAAUCUAUAAAUGGAACAACAAGGGAUUCUACUCUUACCAGUCCCUGCAUGAAUGGUUCCGGGACACAGAUGCCGAGUUUGUUGAUAUAGAUGGAAAAUCUCAUUUGAUCUUGUCAAGUCGCUCACAGAUUCCCAUCAUCCUUCAAUGGAACAAAAAUUCCAAGAAGUUUCUCCCACACAGCGAGAUCCCCAACAUGGAAGAUGUGUUGGCUGUUAAAAGCUUCCGAAUACAGGACAACCUCUACAUUUCACUCACAAGAUUUAUAGGUGACUCAAGAGUAAUGAAGUGGAAUAGCAAACAAUUUGUUGAGAUCCAGGCUCUGCCAUCACGGGGAGCGAUGACCCUUCAGCCUUUCUCCUUUAAGAAUAAUCACUACCUAGCCCUGGGAAGUGACUACACCUUCUCUCAAAUAUUCCAGUGGGAUAAUGAGAAGAAGCUCUUUAAAAUAUUUAAGGAGAUCUAUGUGCAGGCCCCUCGCUCGUUCACAGCUGUGUCGACAGACAGAAGAGAUUUUUUCUUUGCUUCCAGUUUUAAAGGCCACACACAAAUAUUUGAACACAUAAUUGUUGAUUUGAGUUUAUGA
This is a messenger RNA of Varanus komodoensis (Komodo dragon), 1650 nucleotides long. It is a transcript of the gene LGI2, whose product is annotated as leucine rich repeat LGI family member 2. Gene Ontology annotation, molecular function: protein binding. Gene Ontology annotation, biological process: inhibitory synapse assembly. The record is from RefSeq and is a predicted model, not a curated record. Bases 1 to 1650 code for a protein of 549 amino acids. NCBI's taxonomy places the organism in Eukaryota, Metazoa, Chordata, Lepidosauria, Squamata, Varanidae. The transcript is spliced from 8 exons.